AUGAAAAGACGUCAGAAUAUAUUAAUAAUUAUUCUAAUAAUUUUAAUAUUUUGGAAUUUACCAAAAAGAUACGUUAAAAAAGAAAUGUUGGUAGUGGCAGAUUUCGAUGAAACUAUUACUGUACGUGAUACUAUAGACAUUUUAGCUCAAUUACCGUAUAAGCUUCAUAAACAUGAAAGGGAUUGGAAAUAUUUUCAAGAUACUUAUAUGGAUAAUUAUAUGAAGGUUAUAAAUGAUUUGACCAAACAAAGAAAGUUACCAUUAUUAGAUAAUGAUGAGAAUAUAUCUUGGGAAAUCAAAUAUCAAGAUGGUUUGAAAAAUAUUGAAUUGUAUUCUAUAAAUCUUUUACAACGGGAAAAAUUAUUUAAUGAUAUUUCAUUAAAUGAUUUGAAACAAUUUGUAAUAAAUGAUCCCGUUUGUCAAAAUUUAAUUAAACCUAAAUUUAACGAAUUCUUGAAGAAAUAUUUAUCAAAUGCUUCAAGAAAAUUUGAAAUACUUUCCAUUAAUUGGUCAAAAGAAUUUAUAAAAUAUAUGAUUGAUCCAAAUGAUGAAUUUACUUUUCCUAUAAGUUGUAAUAAUUUACAAAUGAAUUCUUCUGAUUUGAAAUGGGAUGGAAAUUUUGAUCAAAAAAUCAUGACUGGAUCCGAUAAAAGAAGGUAUUUGUUAGAUAUAGUCUCGAAGGAUAAAGAUAUAUGGUAUAUAGGUGAUAGUCAAACGGAUCUUUUAUCACUAUUAUUACCACAAGUAAAUGGUAUAAUCAUGAUGAAUUCUAAAACUCAAUUGGAUAAGUUGGUGACAUUAUUAUCAGGAUCAGCUUCUUUAAAUAGAAAAGAUUAUUUAGAAUUUCUUGAAAAUGAUAACAUCAAAUCCUUAUUAUGGUAUAAAAAAGAUGAAACUCAUGGAUUAUAUCUUGUUAAAGAUUGGAAUAUUAUUGAAAAAAUAGUUAUACCUGUUUCCAAAUAA
Messenger RNA from Henningerozyma blattae CBS 6284, 963 nucleotides. RefSeq names its product Cto1p (gene CTO1). The coding region runs from base 1 to 963 and encodes 320 amino acids. The transcript has a single exon. NCBI's taxonomy places the organism in Eukaryota, Fungi, Ascomycota, Saccharomycetes, Saccharomycetales, Saccharomycetaceae. The record is from RefSeq and is a predicted model, not a curated record.